This is a messenger RNA of Eimeria acervulina, 3393 nucleotides long. RefSeq lists its product as hypothetical. Bases 1 to 3393 code for a protein of 1130 amino acids. Gene Ontology annotation, cellular component: nucleus. Gene Ontology annotation, biological process: regulation of transcription by RNA polymerase II. NCBI's taxonomy places the organism in Eukaryota, Apicomplexa, Conoidasida, Eucoccidiorida, Eimeriidae. The transcript is spliced from 3 exons. Gene Ontology annotation, molecular function: transcription cis-regulatory region binding. The record is from RefSeq and is a predicted model, not a curated record.
AUGCCACCGUUGCUGCAGCUGCAGCAGCAGGAGCUGCCUCACAUUCACAGGGUACCCAGAAUACAACAUCCGCAGCAGCAGCAGCAGCAGCAGCCACAGCAACAGCAGCAGCAGCAGCUGCUGCUGCUGCAGCAGCAGCGCCAGCAGAGUGAAGGGGAGGUUGCUUCAACACCUCGUGCGCAGCAGCAGCAGCAGCAGCAGCAGAAUCAGACACCUCUCCCUGGCCACAGAAGGCGCAGGCAGCAUCAGUCUGCUGCUGCUGCUCCUGCUGCUGCUACACUGCAGCAGCAGCAGCUGCUGCACCAGCAGCAGCAGCAGCAGCAGCAGCAGCAGGUCAGUAUAGUUAAUGAGGAUGGCAGGGGUUUAAAUGCUGCGGAAGCUCCGGGUGUACCUCCAGCUGCAGCAGCAGAAGUAGCAGCAGCAGCAGCAACACCAGCAGAGCCAGCAACGCCAGCAGCAGCAGCAGCAGCAGCAGCAGCAGCAACACCAGCAGAGUCAGAAACGCCAACAGCAGCAGCAGAAGCAGCUCAACCCGUUUCUGCUGCUGCUGUUGCUGCUUCACGCAGCAGCUGCCAGCAGCAGCAAAACAGCAGACGAAGGGCCCCGACUUCGACGGCGCCGGAGCCCGCGCUGUCUGCAGCAGCAGCUGCUGCUGCUGCUGCUGCAGCGGGUGCAGCAGAAGCAGAUGCAGCAGAAGCGGAUGAGGCAGAAGAUGCUGCUGUUGCUGCAGCAACAGCAGCAACAGCAACAACAGCAGCAGCAACAGCAGCAGCAUCCGGGCCCCAUAACAGUGCUGCACUUUCCUCCUUCCCUUCAGAAGAGGAGCGUCGGGGCAGCAGCAGCAGCAGCAGCGAUGAAGGAGAUUCUAGCAGAAGCAGCAGCAGAAGCAGCAGCAGAAGCAGCAACAGCAGCUACUUACCUGAUGUCUGGCUGCAGAACCGCGUCAGUAGGUGGGGCGGCAGCAGCAGCAGCAGCAGCAGCACCAGCAGCAGCUUAGUAGGGGCCCUUGUGAGGCUGCUAGGUGAAGAUGCAGGAGAAGACAGAAGCAGCAGGAGCAAAGCUCUAUCUGCUGAUAGUGAAGCUGAGUUGUUGCUGCUGCAGCAGCAGCAGCCGCUGAGGCAAUGCCCGUCGGGGGCCGUUACGCUGCAGCAGCAGCAACAGCAGCAGCAGCAGCAGCGGGAGAACCGCCCGACAGGCAGGCGCUUCUUCUAUGGGCUGCUGCUGCUGCUGCUGCUGCUGCUGGCAGCAGCUCUGCUGCUUGGCUCUCUGCUGCACAGCAGCAAGCUGGUGCGGCUGAGGCCUCGAGAGUUGCUGCGGCUGCAGCUGUCUACCUUCCGACAGCUGCAGCAGCAGCUGCUGCAGCAGCAGCAGCAGCAGCAGCAACAUCAUCACCAUCCCCUUCCACUCUGCUGGCAUCACCCGCAGCAGCUUCUCGAGCUGCAGCAGCAACUGCUGCUGCUGCAGCCGUCUCAGGAAGCAGCAGCAGCAUUUGCUGAAGCAGCAGCAGCAGCAACAGCAGGUGUUGAUGCUGCUCAGUCUGCUGCGCUGUCGUCAGAAGCAGCCAUGGCGUUGCUGCAGUCGCUGCAGCAGCAGCAGCAGCAGCAGCACGAGGACACAGGCUCAUGGUGCAGCGAUGAUGAGGGCUGCAGCAGCAGCAGCAUCAGCAGCAGCAGCAGCAUCAGCACUGCAGCAACAGCACCUGAUAGUGCUGCUGCUGCUGCAGCACGAGAUUAUGUUACGAGUGUAUUUCAUUCUGCUAAUCUGUGGCUGCCUGGGAGCAGCAGCAGCAACAUCAGCAGCAGCAGCAUUGACAGCAGCAGCAGCAGAAGCAGCCGCACCAGCAGCACCGCCGAUAGCCGCAGCAACAGCAUUUUGUCUCCCUUCGCUUCCUUCUCUCCAAACAGCAGCAGCAGCAGCAGCAGCAACAGCAGCAGCAGCAGCAGCAGCAGCAGUUCGUGUUCCCUGCCCCCCUUCCCCAGGGGCGUUUGGUUCUUCGCUCGUGCUGCAGCAGCAAAACGCCUCAAAUCGUUUAUUCCUGCUGCUGCUGCUGCUGCUGCUGGUGCUGCUUCAGGAGAUCGCUUACUUGUGUGUGCAGAGGAAGACUUUGGUCUUCUUGCUGCUGCUGCUGCUGCGCAUGCAGCAGCAGCAGCAGCUGCUGCUGGCAGCUGGCUUACUGCAGCACUACGACGACUUAAAGCAGCAGCAUUUGCUGCUGCUAAUACCACCAUCACAGCAGCAGCAACCCUACGGAAGCAGCAACGAGCUGCUGCUGCUGCUGCUCAAGAAGCAGCAGCAAAACUCUUCGGCCUCCCACCGCCUCCCCAAGAAGCAGCAGAAGCAGCAGCAGCAGCAGCAGCAACAACAGCAGCAGCAGAAUCGCCAUCCGCUUGUGCUUUCCCUCCAGGUGAUUGCGUACAGUGCAGCUGCCGAAGGCUGUCGGAGGAGCAGCAGUUGCUGCAGCUGCAGCUGCAGCUGCAGCUGCAGCAGCAGCAGCAGCAGCAACAGCAGGAGCAGCAGCAGCAGCAGGAGGCAGUAUGUGCUCCUGUGCCUUAUGCUGCGGACAGCCCAAAGGCAGCUUGCUGCGCAAUGGCGUUGGAGUUGCUGCUGGUGCAGCUGCUUGAGCAGCAGCAGCAGCAUCUGCAGCAGCAUCAUCAUCAUCAGCAGCAGCAGCAGCAGCAGCAGCAGGUGGGGGCACCCAGGGGACGAACGAUUGUCUAUGCUUCUGCUUUACGAGCAGCAACUGGCGGCUUGCUGCCUUCUGCAUAUUUUGCUUCAUUAGACGACUCAAAAACCGCAGCAACAGCAGCAGCAGCAGCAGCACCCUCAUCAACAGCAGCAGCAGCAGCAGCAGCAGCAGCAGCAGCAGCAGCAGCAGCAGGAGCAGCAGGAGAGGAGGGUUUAGUGUCUGCUUCUCUACCUUUUCUGUCUCUUUCUUUUGCUUUUGAAGAUAUAAACACGCCUUGCUUCCCCCUAUCGCAUUAUUUACACCGAAGAUUAUUCAGCUGGGGGGGGCUGCAGCUGCCGCUGCUGCUGCUAGGCGGCUGGACACUGUCGCUGUUUUCUGCUGCACCUGUUACGCUUGUACACCUUCCUCGUGCUGCGCUGCUGCUGCUGCUUAUUCUUUAUCGCGGUGUUUGUCUAUACUGGGGCCUCAACUGGAUUGGAAGCAAAAUAGGAGCUUGGCUAGACCAGCAGCAGCAGCAGCAGCAGCAGCAGCAGCAGCAGCAGCAGCAGCAGCAACAGCAGCAGGAAGAAAGAUUCAGCUGGAUCGGUGUCCUACGCAGCAGCGGCAGCAGCGGCAGCAGCAGCAGCAGCAGCAGCAGUGAGCACAUGCAGCUGCAGCUGCAGCAGCAGCAGCAACAGCAACAAACCAGCCCCCGCGCACCCCCGUAG